Messenger RNA from Periophthalmus magnuspinnatus, 4533 nucleotides. RefSeq names its product pleckstrin homology domain containing, family H (with MyTH4 domain) member 2 (gene plekhh2). NCBI's taxonomy places the organism in Eukaryota, Metazoa, Chordata, Actinopteri, Gobiiformes, Gobiidae. The record is from RefSeq and is a predicted model, not a curated record. Gene Ontology annotation, cellular component: cytoplasm; cytoskeleton. Gene Ontology annotation, biological process: negative regulation of actin filament depolymerization. The transcript has 30 exons. Bases 99 to 4496 code for a protein of 1465 amino acids. Gene Ontology annotation, molecular function: actin binding.
CUUUGGACAGAAAUACAAACAGAAGCUUACGUACGGAAAAGCUGACAUGACGUGAGGCUGUGUUCAUACUGUCUGUUUUAAAAGAUCCACGAGGCGAGAUGGCAGAGGGAGAGGAGGCCAUGAGUCCAGACGACUGGAAGGAGAAGUGUGAGGUUCUGGAGGCGCUGCUCAUGAAGUUCAGAGUCCAGAUCAUCAAGAUUCGAGAGCUCACUGCCGACAAGAUUCAACAGUUGGAGGCUCAGGUGAUUGAUGCAGAGAAACGUGCCUUUGUCGCUCACCAACAGGUGCAGUGGAUGGAGGAGAAGCUGCGCUCUCCAGAGGGGCAGACAGGGGGCAGUAGUGAGGUGCGUUUGUUUGAACAGUGUCAGGAUCUCCAGGCGAUGCUGCAGGAGAAGAAUGAGACCAUCUCACAUCUGGAGCAGCAGCUGGAGGAGCAGAAACAAAGCAGGCUUCAAGAUGCCAAAACUGUGGAAGAGAAAGCGGCCAAGAUCAAAGAGUGGGUUAUGCUCAAACUGUCCGAGUUUGAAGCUGAGAAUGCGACCUUAAGAGAAACUAACAAACAGCAGGAGGCACAGAUCCUGGAACUCCAGAAACAAGUGGAGGAGUUGGAACAGAAGAGUGCAGUAUCCCAGACUAAACCAGGGGAGGCGCAGCGUCUGAGCAGCCUCACCUUCGGCUGUUUCCAGGUUCGAGGGAAGAGCCCCCAGGUCCUGACAGGACCUUCCCCAUCACAGAGGGCCCUCAGCUCCACAGGGGAGGCAGAGGAGGGUAACACUACAGAAAAGAGCAGUGAUCCCAACUCUUCUGCUCCUGACGCAGAGGUCCACAGUCCAGAGCAGCCUGGCCCCGUCUUCUCUCUGGAGGAGGACAGCGCCUCCGAAGGCCUGGAGGAGAGCAGCGUGUGUGGUCGGGCGUCUCGGGGAGUGUCCUCUGUGCUGUCCAGUGCUGCUUCUGAGGGGGAGGGGGUGGGGUCAGAGGAGCGAGGGGGCGGAGCUUUGGAAUUCAGCCGUCCAACCAGCGAAGCUUAUCUGACCGCAUCGGACGAUAGCAGCUCUCUAUUCGACGAUGACAUGCAGCGGACACUAGGGGGCAGUAAAGAGGUUGUCAAAAUCAAACUGGAAGAUUCAGAUGAGCUCAAUAAGCGUUUCCAAUCCCAAAGACUGGAUUCUUCAUCAUCAUCCAGUGAAGCUAACACUCCCAGCCCGAUUUUAACCCCAGCGCUAACCCCCAAACGCCCACCCCAGGAUCCUAGAGACACCCCUGCCUCUCCCAAACAACCGCGACUGAGAACUCCAACCGGAUUUGGAAUUAUGAAUAUCUCUUUGGCCAAAAAACACUUAAGUCAACCUCCUACCCCAUCUGAAAUUACACACGGACAAACCAGGAAUGCUCUAAGCAUGCUUCGCCCCCUCAGGCCCCAUGAAACCAACCUGGAUCAAGAAGCUGGCAUGGAAACGGGGAAGGAUGCACCUCCCAAUUCCAAAACUCCAUCCCCUUCAUCCUCCACCCCUACUUCUACUGGUUCAUGUGUACAGAACUCUCCAUGUUUGACUGAAGUUGGUGCACAGGUGGAGGAAGAGACGGCAGAGUCUGAUGGAACAACUCCAGGGAAUAAGCCUCCAACCCCCCCUCUGCACAGGCUGCCAUCUUGGGAGAGUCGUAUCUACGCUGUGGCCAAGUCAGGAAUCAGACUGUCCGAGACGUCAUGCACAGACUCUGCAAGCAAAGACCCUUCUCUCCAGUCGUCGUACCCGGCCUUUGUCAUGUACACAUCUAUGAUCUACAAGAAUAUGACCACACCAGUCUACACAACUCUUAAAGGGAAAGCCACCCUCCUGAGCAGCAGCCCGUUCACAGAUGAGUCUUCGGGCUCCGAGGACUCAUCGAGUUCAGGGGAAGAAGAGGGCUCUGUCUACAGCUCUCAGGCCUCCUCUGGGUCACGCAAAGACAGCAGCCCCGGCAGCCCACGGUCACUCAAGAGAGCGGUGUCCAUGUCCUCAGUGACGUCAGAGAGUGACUAUGCCAUUCCUCCAGACGCCUACAGCACAGACACAGAAUGUUCUGAACCAGAACAGAAACUGCCGAAAACCUGCUCUUCCUCCAGUGAUAAUGGCAAGAGUGAACCAAUGGAGAAAUCUGGGUACUUGCUGAAAAUGGUGAAGACCUGGAAGAAAACCUGGAAGAGGAGAUGGUUCGUCCUGAAAGACGGCGAACUCCUCUACUACAAGUCACCAAGUGACGUGAUCAGGAAACCACAGGGUCAAAUUGAGGUCAAUGCAUCAAGCAACAUCGCCCGAGGAGAAGGCAAACAAAUACUACAGAUUGUGACAGGGAAGCUUGUGUACUACCUGAAGGCAGACUCUCCUAAUCUGCUGGACGAGUGGCUCAAAGUUUUACAGUGUGUCCUGAGGGUCAAAACUGCCAGUCCUCUGUUCACUCAACCUGACAUUAGACCCGGCAUGAAGGGGCUGCUCAUCAAGGUGAAGCAUGGUUACUCCAAGAGGGUUUGGUGUGCUCUGAUUGGAAAAACGCUCUACUACUUCAGAAGCCAAGAAGACAAGUUUCCUCUGGGUCAGAUCAAACUCUGGGAGGCACGGGUAGAGGAGGUGGACCGGUCACGUGACUCUGAGGACUUGAGCAUUUGUGGGCGGAGCUUACAGGGAGCUCACUUCACCAUCUCCGUCCAGCCUCAGGAACAAGGCCCCACCUACCUCCUCAUAGAAUCACGACAUGAGAAGGAUGCGUGGCUGUACCAUCUCUCUGUAGCAGCGGGGUCAAUGAUUGGCAAAGUUGGGACUGAGUUUGAACAACUGGUGGGAAAACUCUUCCAGCUCGACGGAGAUCCAAGCUCUCAGAUUUGGAGACACCCAAUGCUUUGCUUCAGUAAAGAGGCACUGGCAUCUCCUCUCACCACACUCCCUUCACAGGCUCUACAGACUGAGGCUGUCAAAUUAUUUAAGACCUGUCAGCUGUUCAUAAACGUGGCGAUCGAUGCUCCUGCCAUAGACUACCAUGUAUCCCUGGCUCAGAGCGCACUCCAGGUGUGUUUGGCCCAUUCAGAGCUGCAGAACGAGCUCUUCUGCCAGCUCAUCAAACAGACGAGGAGGAGGCAGCCACAGGGCCAGCCCGGACCACUACAGGGUUGGCAGUUUUUGGCCUUGUGCGUGGGACUGUUCCUACCCCAGCAUCCUUUUCUAUGGUUACUUCAGGUGCAUCUCAAACGACAUGGAGACUCAAGGUCAGAGGUGGGUAAAUACGCCAUAUACUGCCAGAGGUCUAUGGAGCGCACUCAGCAGAAAGGGGAGAGGCAGUCCAGGCCAUCCCGAAUGGAGAUUCUGUCCAUCUUACUGAGGAACCCAUAUCACCACUCCCUUCCCUUCAGUGUCCCCGUCCACUUUCUCAACAACACCUACCAGGUGGUCAGUUUCGAUGCAUCUACUACAGUGGAUGAGUUUCAGACUCGACUAAACCAGGACUUGGAGAUCAGGAAAACGGGUCUGUCCGGGUUCAGCCUGUACACAGACGAUCCAACAGGGCGUGAUCUGGAGCACUGUCUGCAGGGGGCAAUCAAGAUUUGUGACAUAAUUUCGAAAUGGGAGCAGGUCUCUAAGGAGCAGCACACUGGGAAGUCCGAAAACACCAGGACUGUUCGUCUUACCUACAAGAACAGGCUGUACUUCUCUCUGCAGGCGAGGGGGGAGUCCGACAGGGAGCGGGUCCUGUUGACGUAUCAAACCAAUGAAUCGAUUGUAGCGGGACACUUCCCUGUUAAUAAAGAACUGGCUCUGGAGAUGGCGGCCCUCUUGGCCCAGGUGGAGUUUGGUGAUUUUGAGCGUCCAUUUUCCGCUCCUGGUUCAGCCCUCACCAAAUCCACUCAAACCCUCAAACAAGUUCUGGAGAGAUUCUACCCCAAACAUUACAGAAGGUCCCUCUCAGAAGAACAACUCAGACAAUUCCUACAGCGGCUGGCAGCUCGGUGGGCAUCUCUCAGGGGUCGAAGUUCAUCUGAGUGUGUUCGGAUCUAUCUCACUGUCGCUAGAAAGUGGCCGUUCUUUGGAGCUAAGCUGUUUGAGGCAGAAUGGGAGAGUGCAUCUCCGGAACAGGCAGGACGUGUGUGGCUCGCUGUUCAUGAAGAUGGCAUCAGUGUCCUGGAGCACAACUCAAUGAAACCAAUGGUCUCUCACUCGUACAAGAAUCUGAUGACGUUUGGAGGCCAUAAGCAGGACUUCAUGCUGGUGGUGGGACAGAGUACCAAUGGGACCAAAGACAAACCUUCAGAAAAACAUUUGUUUUCUAUGGACAGCUCUAAGAUUCGGGAGGUGACUCUUCUCAUCUCCAGCUACAUAAACAGUGCACACCAGCAGAAGUCCGCAGCGCACCACCUCUCUGCCCCCGCCCUGAUGGUGGCUCAGCCCAUCAGCCUCAAGAGCAAAGAACUACGGAGCAAGUCCCCUCCUGCCAUGGGACGUCCCAGCAAGGCACCCACACUGCUCUAACUUCAAUAUAAAAAGAUACAGAAAGAAUAUUUAGUUG